Molecule: messenger RNA, 7500 nt
Organism: Marmota monax (woodchuck)
Lineage: Eukaryota; Metazoa; Chordata; Mammalia; Rodentia; Sciuridae
Gene: Gabpb2
Product: GA binding protein transcription factor subunit beta 2
Exons: 9
Coding region: 906-2261 (451 amino acids)
Biological process (GO): positive regulation of transcription by RNA polymerase II
Cellular component (GO): nucleus
Molecular function (GO): protein binding; transcription cis-regulatory region binding
Source: RefSeq, a predicted model, not a curated record
CACCGGAGCGCGGGCUGCCCCUGGGCGCCAGCUUCGGCUCCCGGCUCAGAAAGCCAGAACUCGGGUGUGGAGAGCUGGAGGCCCUGUAGAGCGGGGGUGGGCGGCCCGGCGGCCCCGACUCCCGCGGCGCAGCGAGGCGGGGGGCGAGCAGGAGAGCCCGGCUGCAUCCCCGGACGCUCGUUUGGACGGCUGACCGCCCGGCGGGGACGUGUGCGAUCCCGAGAGAAGCAUCUCCCGACCGCGGACUCUCGAGUUGGUGCUUUCCUGUCCCUUUUCUACCCUUCAGCCUUUCCUCCGGCCUCACGAUUCCUUGAGCCGUAUCCCACUCCUCUCCUAAAGGCCUCUCCUCCCCUCUGCUCCUCUUUCUGUCAUGGGGAAGGACGUGCUGUGGCGAAUCGACGACGUCAUGCUUCUGGCCACCCGGGACGCGUUUGGUCGUCGCGUCCGACCGCCCAGCCCUGCUCCUAAGCGUCUGUUUCCCACCUGCCUCGCUAGCGACGAGGAGCGGACGACCGCCCAGUACUUCUGUAAACCAAAGUAAUUACCUGAUCCUAGCGGGCUUCUGAGCGCGCCGGCACCGCACGGGCUCCGCGAGUCUAUUGAGAAGACCGAGUACUGAGUAUGGGCUCCCCAGUACUGAGGAGGAAAGCUCGGGCUCCGAAGACCCCAGCUCCGUGGGAAUGAAGCCAGAGCCUCUUAGCAGGGCGCCUGGCGCAGAGGCGGCCCCGAGUUCGGUGUCGGCGUCCGCAACUGAAGUCAGGCCUUAAGCAACCCGAGAGACCCUGUCUCAAAAUAAAUAAGCGCACUCCUGCAAUCCCAGCACCGCGAGGCCGAGGUAGGGGUCGGUAGUUCAAGGCCAGCCUCAGCAACUCGCUACCUGAAAAGUUUUGCUCUUAUGCAUAAAGAUGUCUUUGGUGGACUUGGGGAAGAGGUUGCUAGAAGCAGCAAGAAAAGGCCAAGAUGAUGAAGUGAGAACAUUAAUGGCAAACGGUGCCCCAUUUACCACAGACUGGCUUGGAACAUCACCCCUCCACCUUGCAGCCCAGUACGGUCAUUAUUCCACAGCAGAAGUGCUCCUUCGAGCAGGCGUUAGCAGGGAUGCCCGGACCAAAGUGGACAGGACCCCUUUGCACAUGGCGGCAGCUGAUGGACAUGCGCACAUCGUGGAACUGCUUGUUAGGAAUGGAGCAGAUGUGAAUGCCAAGGACAUGCUGAAGAUGACAGCUUUGCAUUGGGCCACAGAGCACCACCAUCGAGAUGUGGUAGAGUUACUUAUCAAAUAUGGAGCUGAUGUCCAUGCUUUCAGCAAAUUCGAUAAAUCUGCCUUUGACAUAGCCCUGGAGAAGAACAAUGCUGAGAUUUUGGUCAUCCUUCAGGAAGCAAUGCAGAAUCAGGGGAAUGCUCAUCCCGAGAGAGCAGACUCUGUGCCUAACCCUGUGACUGUGGCUGCCCCAUUCAUCUUCACCUCAGGAGAGGUUGUUAACCUUGCUAGCCUUGUUUCUUCAACCAACACCAAAACAACCUCAGGUGACCCCCAUGCCUCAACAGUACAAUUCUCAAAUUCUACCACCUCAGUGCUGGCCACCCUUGCAGCCCUUGCUGAGGCAUCAGCCCCCCUCUCCAAUUCACACAGAGCCACAGCCAAUUCAGAGGAAAUCGUGCAGGGAAAUUCUGUUGACUCAUCAAUCCAGCAAGUGGUGGGGAGUGGAGGCCAGAGAGUCAUCACCAUAGUAACUGAUGGAGUCCCUUUGGGUAAUAUCCAAACUGCAAUCCCUACUGGAGCCAUUGGCCAGCCAUUUAUUGUAACUAUGCAAGAUGGACAGCAAGUUCUAAGUGUACCUGCUGGUCAGGUUGCAGAAGAGACUGUAAUUGAAGAGGAAGAGGAAGAAGAAGUAGAGAAGUUGCCACUGGCAAAGAAACCAAGGAUAGAAGAGAUGGCAAACAGUAUGGAGGAAGGCGAGGAAGGCAGAGAAAGAGAGUUACUACAGCAGCAACUCCAGGAGGCCAAUCGGAGAGCCCAGGAAUAUCGACACCAGCUCCUAAAGAAAGAGCAGGAGGCAGAACAGUACCGCCGCAAACUGGAGGCUAUGGCCCGGCAGCAGCCCAAUGGAGUUGAGUUCACCAUGGUGGAAGAGGUAGCUGAGAUAGAUGCCUUAAUAGUCACAGAGGGGGAGGUGGAAGAAAGAGAAACACAAGUGUCUAGGUCAGGGGGGACCACAGAGCCUCAUACUGGAGUUUCCAUGGAAACUGUUUCAUCUUAACAUAUAAGGGCCACAACUUGCCCUGUGUUCAUCUUUUAAGAAGAAAAUACAGAGCACAAACACUGUAUUAAAAUUAAGGAUGUCCUUAACAAGAAAACUAUGGCAGGGUACAAUGCUUGGGCCCAGGAAAACUGUAUACAACUGGAAAAUUCGAAGCUGUAUUUAGGGAAUGCUUCUCCUGGGGAGCCAAGAGAGAAUAAGGACCAAGUUUCUCAGCUCACAUUGUUGCUUUAAGCAUACAGGUAAAAGUGAUAGAUGUUAUACGUUGAUUUUUUUUUUUUAAUAACUGACUUUGUAUCAAAAGAUUUUAAGAUAAUACUCCUAAUGCAUAUACACCAAAAGCCUUUAGUAAUUAUACCAUCAAGUGACCUGAAAAUUUGCCUUAAAUUUAUAAAACUAAUUAGGAGGGAAUUUAGAAGCAAGCUUCGGGGAAGAGGAAAGGAAUAUAUUCCACUUCCAAAGGAGCAGGCACUCCCAUCUAUCCUGAGUUAAUAUCACUAGAAAAAAAUUUUUUAAUUACUUGAUAAAUUUGUGUCCAUAGCUCAGAUGCCAGUGUAAGAAACUGAAACUGCUAGGGAUAUAGAUGUAGCUCAGUGGUAGAACAGGUCCCUAGCAUGCCCCAAGUCCUGGAUUCAUCCCCAGCACCACAAAGAAAGGAUGAGAAAAAAAGAAUGAAACUGAAAUUGAAUUUUUAAAAACUGGAAAGGAAACUUGUAUGUGUAGAAGUUUACAUAAUACCUGAAUUCCCCAGUCUGUAUUUUGAGUGCUGGUAGGUGGCCUAAAAGAGGCUGGCAGGGUUAUGGAACUCUUGUCUUGGGAUACUAACUUUGCACUGGCUGGAUUUUAUAAAAUUGCAAUCAGGAGGGUAAUCUGUUGUCCAUACAACUUGCUUCCAAACAUUAUUUAUGUAAUAUCAGGCUCAGACUCUUUAAUUUUAUAAAACUUUGUUGAAUUUGUGUCACUUAGGACACAUUUGCUUUUCUGUGGAGCUUAUGUCCUCUUAAGUGCAAAACAAAGGAGGGUGGCAAAGAACAAUGCUGAUGAUGUAUAGUUUGUUUCCAUUUGAUUUAGGAUGAGUCAGCUGCUCUGUUUUUGACCUGCUACAGAGCUUUGUGCCUUACUGGUGUUCAGUGUAUGCUGACAAGGGAAUAACUAUCAGUGCCAUAAAUUACGGAACCAAAGUUUCUGUCCUGUUUACUUUCCUCCCUUUUCUCCCACUAUGCCUGCUCCUGCUGCCCAGAGACUUUGGAAAGUGUCUCAUUGCUGGGUUUUCUUUGUGUGUCAUCAUGCAGUUUUUUCAAAAGAAAAAGGGUGGUGUGGUGGCGCAUGCCUAUAAUCUCAGCGGCUUGGGAGGCUGAGACCGGAGAAUCACAAGUUCAAAGCCAGCCUCAGCAACUGCGAGGCACUAAGCAACUCAGUGAGACCCUGCCUCUAAUAAAAUACAAAAUAGGGCUGGGGAUGUGGCUCAGUGGCUAAGUGUCCCUGAGUUCAAUCCCCAGUAUUAAAAAAAAAAAAAAAAAAAGAGGGUGUAUGGAUGGAGAGAGAGAAAGGGAGGGAGGAAGAAAGAGGGAGGGAGAGGUUGUGGAGAGGUUACAUUGCAGAGGUUAUUGCCUUUGAAAUUGGGCUCUCAUUAUUCUAGACUUGCUUGCUUUAUUGUAAAUUAUUAGAAGAAGAAACCAGAGGGAGAUGUGCCAAGUAAACAUUUGAAUGACUGUUUAGAAUAUGGUUUUCUCAAUUAAUGAUCAUGGGGAAAACAUGCAUUUUUAAUUUGGAAAAAAACUUGACAGUUAACAUGGUUCUGUUUACCUUGAUUAGUAAAGUAAAUUGCUACAGUGUUCUGAAGAUGCAGAAUCAUUUUGAGCUCAAAAUAGACUGAAAAUAUAAUUCCCCAAACUAAAUUUAAAAAACAGAAUUGGCUAUUAGACAUUUAUAAGCAAAAUACCAGUUUUGAAAUUAACCUUGGCUAUUGGCCAUUAGCUAGGUUUUCUCCAUGUAUCUAGCACUUCCCAGAUGAUCACAGAUUAUUCUCGGCUGUUGGGGAUGACAGGGAUAUGAAGUGGAGAAGCCUAGGUAAAGUUAAGGAUGAAAUUUUAGUAUCUACUGUCAUAUCAUCCUUGUCCUGUUUGCAUGUUUUUCUUUUUUUUCUGAGUCCUUUUGGGAACCAGGUACUAACAAUAAACUGCUCUGUGGCAUUUCAGAGUCUUAGCUUAAGUAAGUAUAGAGGGACCAAGUACCAUUUUAGAUAUCUUUUGUUUAUGUUUUGGUGCUGUUCCCCCCAUUGAGGGAGUAGAGAGAGGUUAGCUGCAAAAAUUAUCUAAACCUAGUCAGUUGUGGUGGCACACAUCUUUAAUCCCAGCAACUGGGGAGACUGAGGCAGUGGGAUCACAAGUUUGAGGCCAGCCUGGGGAAUUUAAUAAGAACCUGUCUCAAAAUUAAAAAAUUAAAAAGGUCAGAGGGUAUAGCUCAGUGAUAAAGCACCCCUGGAUUCAAUUCCAAGUACUGCAAAAAAAAAAAAAAAAAAAAAUUGAAACUUUACUUCGUUCUCUGGGCUAUUUACUGAUUGGUAGUAGGGAAUAUCCACCUAGCACUCUUUUCUGAGCAUAGAGAGUCCCACUUUGGGGGGGAACUGUUUAGGAAUUCUUAUUACUCUUUCUGAGGAAUAUAUCUUCCACUCCUCUCCCAAAGUCUCUAAUACAAACAGGUUAUUUUCUUAUUGGAGAGGCUGGAGUAGGGAGUGAAAGAAGGGAAAUGUCUGUAAAGGGGUGGAGAGGAAAAAGGUAUUAAUUUUUAUUUACUUGGAAUAGACCUUUUAGCAUGCCCUAGAGGGGAAAUAGGAUUUGGUCUACAGUUAUACUGCCAUGAAGAGAAUGGUAGCUCAGGAUGCUCUGUAGAAUCAGAAGUUCGGCAUUGAAUGCAGUACUACAAUACCAUGUCUGAAUUUUUCAUAUCUUUCUGGGUCAGUCAUGGAAGUUAGGAAAAUGUGGGUUAGGUCUUCUGAGUUAGGGGAUUACAAUUAGUUUACUGGCAAGGUUGGAUUAUUGAGAAGUAAGGUGGUUCAGAGUUGGUCCUUGAGCAGGAGAAACUUGGAGUUUAGGAUAGUUCUCUACAUUAAAAUGAAGCUGCUUUAAUUGUAUCAGUAUUAAAGUCAAGAAUUUUAGAACCUACAUUUGCAUUUUGGUCUUAAACCUUUUUCCAAAGCUUCAGGGAAAUUAAUUAUAAACAUAUAAAUAUGCAUUUUGCUUCCCACUACUACCUCUGUGGGAUCUCUUAAUUGUAAUGCCAGAGUUGAGAUCCCUUGACUGAAAUACUGAAAAACAUGGCUUUAGGAUUUUCUGUGUUUUGAACUCAGUCCUUAAAGAUGUUUUUUUCUCUUGUCAGAUAUACAUUUAGCUAUUUACUUUGCAUUCUUUCUUCUUCAGCCUUACUAUUGCAUAAUUAAAAUUUUUGCUUGUUUUGUGAUGCUAGAAAUCUCUGUAUACAAAAUGAUUUCUUUCUUUAUAUUAAUGUAAAAGAAAUUAAUUUCUCAGAGGUCCCUCCAUUUGAAGUUGGGUAUUGUAUGAUGAGGAUAGUUUCUGAACCCCUUUGCUGGUAUACGUUAGUGUGUAUGUUUAUAAAUAUGUAUUUUCCCAUUUUCUCUUCGUUUAUUUGAGGUUCUGCUCUAAAGCACCAGGUGUAACCUGGAAAACUUUUUAUUCAUUAAACACAUAGGGUUUCUUUGGGUUCAGUGAAUGCACGGAGGAAGAGAAAGCAUUACUUUGCCUGCUUCUGAGAGAUGUGCUUUAAUAGGCAAAAAGAGAAACCAGAGGGGUGAGGCUUCGGGAGAGCCAGCGCCUGGCUUUAAAGGGAAUUUGUUCAGCAGACAGUGUGAUGACAUCGUGUAUGUGAAAGGUUCAGAGCUGAGUAGGGACAGAAAUGGAGCUGCCCCUUCACCAGACAGGCCUCCUUUCACUCUUGUGGAAGCUGUUUUGACUGACAUUUAUAAAAUCUCAUCCCUCAGUGGGGAAAAACCUCACCAGAUAGAGAGCCAAGGCAGCAUGGCAGAAGGAAGAUAUUCCCUACAUCCAUUUUCCUAGUUUAGAAAUCUUAUUUUGAGAAAUGAUCUUCAUUUUGAGAAAGCUUGUGUGGCUCUUUCCUAACAACAUUAGGGACCUCCAGAGCUAGAAGACCUGAGGCAUGUAAUGAACUCCUAGAAAUUUAAUAAUGACUGGGAAUCAGUUUUUGUCCUAAUUUAUUAGAGAAUGGCUUCCUAUUCUCCACUCCGGUCCAGACCCAUCUCUGGAUGACUGGGAAAGGAACUUUAAAAUGGAAUGCAUGUCAAGCCCACCUGUACGUAUGUACUCUAGGCUUCUGUCCAUCUCCAUUUUAUGUGAUGAUUCUUUCCCCCUUCUGAGUUAGUAGUUAUUUCCUACGCCAAUUUAUUUACCAAGACAGCAGGAACAAGAAAGGCAUGAAUUAGAAUUAAAUAACUUUGAGCCUCUGGUGCAACCCUUUUUAAUUAAAAAAAAAAAUUUUUUUUAACCUCUCUAGGACUAGGGAAUAGAGUGACAUUCCUAGACUCUUACAGUAGCAAUUUGGUUUGUUAAUAGCAGGGAAUUGUGAUUCCCUAUCUAUCUCUCUCUCUCCCUUCCUCUGCCCCCACUCUACUGCUUCUGCUUUUGUGAUUCAUUGUUUUUAUCUCAUUAAGUCUUUCUAAGGCACUAGAACUUAAUUAGUAGGUCAUUUUAAAUCCUUGGGCCUUAUCUUUUCUCUCUCCACUCCCCUCCCUACCAUAUAUUUUGUUUAUUCUGAUGCAGUUUGUUUCUGAUAAUUAAUCUAGGUCACACCCUCUAUUUAACUGUGCUUUCCCAGUUGGUUUCAGGCAUGUUGCUCUAUCAAUAAUGAUGGUAACAACUCUUUCCUGGCUUUGCCCCACAUGCUUUCCUCUGCCAAGGCCAUUUGGUGGGGGGCAGCAGGGAGGAGUGCCCCUACAUUCUGUUCACAAUGUCCUCAGUUUUUCAGGUUGUCUGACAGCUUUAUGUACAGCAUGUUUUUAGGAAAACUUAAAUAUCCUACUUUUUUAAAUUUAGGAUAGAGUUUGAGUCUGAUGAGGAAGUCUGUAUGUCUGUGUGUAUGAGCAUUUAUGUAUGUAUAUAUAUAUACAUAUAUAUAUAUACAUACCUAUACAGAUCUAUAUUAUAUAUACAAUUUUUGUACUAUCAUUUAAAAUAAAGAUGUUUCUUAAUAAAAUGUCAAAGUCUUA